AUGGAUUGGGACGAAGCAGCGUUAUGGCGAACCUUUAGCAGAUAUGGGGCGGUUGUUGAUGUGUACAUUGCUAAGAAGCUGAAUAGGCUAAAGAAGAGGUUUGGCUUUGCUCGGUUCUUGCGAGUCCAAGAUGUGGCAGCAUUUGAAAAACAUUUAAAUGGGAUCUGCAUUGGAGCACAAAAGAUCAGUGUUAACAUAGCAAGGUUUGAUAGACAAGAAGCAAGAAAUAAGCCGCUAACCCCCCCCCCCCCCCCCCCCACUAGACUAGUAAAUUCACAUGUAGCUGCACAGAAAAGGUAUAAAUCCUUCGCUGAUGCUGUAAGAGGUGCAGAACCUGGACAUACAGAGGUAGUCGAAGGAAAGGAGAUAAAUGAAAGAGCAGAAGAGGGAAAGAAAUCGAAAGAAAGAGUGAUCAAACUACUAUCAACAACGGAGUCAAGAGAUUACAUGCAGAACACUCUGGUGGGGGAAGUAGAAAGUUUCCAAGCACUCAUGAACGUGAAAGCCUUUCAAGAGGUCGAAGGCUGCCCAAAGAUCUUCAUGCGAUACCUUGGGGGAUUAAAAAUGUUACUUGAAUUUACCAAUGUAAAAGAGAAAGAGGAUUUCCUUAUUAACGGAGAAGAGAUCUGGAAGCCAUGGUUCAAAAAAUUAGAUCCUUGGUCAAUAGGAUGCAAUUUUAAUGAUCGGAUUGCAUCACUAAUUAUACAUAGGGUUCCUCAACAUGCUUGGUGUGAAGAAGCUUUUAGUAUCAUCGCUAGCACUUGGGGAAAGGUAGUUAUUCCAGAAGAAUGCAUCACUGAUUCUCCUAAUCUUGCUUUUGGGAGGGUUGGAAUAAUCACAUCUCAUCCUGGCCUCAUCGAUACUGCAAUUACAAUAAUGGUGGAUGGUAGGCCAUUCGUGAUCAAUAUCAUGGAGGAUUUGUUUGAAUCACUUAAACUCAGCCCUGUCCUAGCAACAAACGACUAUUACCCUAAUACGACAUGGUGGAACGAAGCUGAUUCAUGCGAUAAUAUAAGUAGUAAUGGUGAAAGUGCAAUGCAAUCGGAUGAUGAUGAAGCUACGCCGGUAACAUCUCCGGUGAGUACUGACCGGAGACAUGAUCUGAAAAAUUGUCGGGAAGACGAAGAGACCCACGUUAGUAAUUCAUUCACUGUUCCCGAGAAAGUGGCACGCAUUCUCAAUGCUGAUGACCGUUCGAGAGAACAUGAAGCGACAAAGUCGUUAUUCCUAUGGAGUACGUAUCCAGGGACUUCUUCACCUUUGGGCCAAAAUAGUUGUUGGGCUAGAAACUCAUCAAUAAAACAGAUUUCUCGAUCCAGGCCCACAAAAUCGCUGGAUCUUAAUCAUGUUCCUUCUCAAUCUACUUCACCCCUCCAGUCUAAAAUUUCUGGCGAUGACUCUAGAUCGCUCUCAGCCGCCCAGAGAAAAAAUCCUCUCCUUUCUCCUUCUUCACGGAACUCUUUUUCUAACCCCUGUGAGGAUGGUCCAAACGAGGUGAGGCAAGCUCAAACUCAAUCAGGGGAUUCGAACUCCACUACCUUGGAGAUAGUCAAGACAAUUGAGGUGGGGGAAAAACUGGGUUUCCAGGUUAGAAAUAGUGCUGAGCAACUUAGGAAAAUGAUCAAGGCACGUGGAGUAACAAUUGUGGAUCAAUGA
Messenger RNA from Lactuca sativa (garden lettuce), 1656 nucleotides. The record is from RefSeq and is a predicted model, not a curated record. Lineage: Eukaryota; Viridiplantae; Streptophyta; Magnoliopsida; Asterales; Asteraceae.